UGUUGAAUGGGUUGCACAAACACUACCACAUUUUCUGACACUCAACGAACGCCAUUCCAUCUCUCCGAGCUUAUACAUAUAGCACGAAUCAGUCUUGCCAAAGAAAAGGCAGAUCAUCGUAUUGAGCGCGUGUUUCGGUCCGGGUUCGAGUUUUUCUGUAAAGGCGCGUGCAGUGUGUGAAUUUGGCUAGCAGCAACCAGCGCUCUUUACCGCGCCGUGAACGCUAAACAAAAUCUGUGAAAAGUGUGGUUAAGUAAAGGAGCUUUGUGAUACAAGGAAUACUGCACCAUGUCGGCGAAUUCGAUUUUGCUAGAUUUUUCACUAGACCCCGCCCGUAUCAUUGACGAGGUGUCACGCAAGGACAUAGUACGGGUGUGCAAGGAAGGUCUUGAAAAGUAUUUGGCGGGUUUGAAGAUAUCCUACGACAUGCUGACGGCCGACGGGUAUCUCUGCAUUCUCAACGAAACCGGCACCGGAACCAUUGUGACGAUUCGCUUCUUCGAGCAGGGCUUGAUAACGAUCAACGUCGAAUACUACCGGAAGGAUGGCGAUGAGGCGAAGAUUUCCUUUGAAAACAUGAAAAUGCUAGAAAAUGGUUUGCGCAUCAGGCUGGACGCUAUACGCUCCAAGCACCUUCCACCGAUAAAACGGGGCAGUAGCGUUGACGUUUACCUAACAAGCUCAGACGAGCGUGUCAUCGAGUAUGACAUCGAUCGGGUGCUGUUCGACAAGCGUUCCGAGUUCCAGAAGAUACAAAUCGUUCACUCCAGAAGCUUGGGCAAUAUGUUGGUGUUGGAUGAAUUGCAAAACAUUGCCGAAGCGGAUCUUAUCUAUACCGAAACGUUGAUGUGUCGAGGUGCCGAAAAUUAUGCUGGAAAGGAGAUAUGCAUUCUGGGCGGUGGUGAUGGUGCUUUGCUUUAUGAGCUGCUAAAGGAAGGUCCCAAGUUUGUCGUAAUGCUCGAGAUCGACGAAAUAGUCAUGCAGGCGUGCAAUAAAUACAUGAACUCCAUCUGUGGGGAAGUGCUGGAAAAGCGCACGGACGACAAUUAUGAAAUAAUCGUCGGAGAUUGUAUGGUGUACCUGAAGAAGUACAUUAAGGAGGAACGCAAGUUUGAUUACGUGUUUGGCGAUCUGACAGACAUACCAAUUUCCGACACACCGACCGGUGAGAUAUGGGAUUUUAUUCGCUUGAUCUUGGAAUCGUCUUUCCAAGUACUUAAACCGGACGGAAAGUUUAUGACCCAUGGUAACGGUGUUAGCUGCCCGGAAUCGCUUCGAAUGUACGAGGAUCAGCUCGCAAAGCUAACGCCAAAGGUGAAGUACACUAAGAGUUCAGCAUUCGUGCCAUCAUUUAUGGAGGAAUGGGUGUUUUACCAGGUGCAGCGUGAAGUCGCUAGUGCCACCGAGAGCGUUUGACUUUGUUCCAUCAACAUCACCGCCAUCACAUUUGAUAUAACGUUGCUAAUGCUAUCGGUAGCAAUAGUCCUAGCCAUGUUUCCUCCGCUAACUAUGCUUUUGGCACACGCGAUUGCAAGUAGCACCAGUUUAAUCGAAUCACGAUAGCAGCACAAUUAGGAAGCAUUACAUCCUAGCGAUAAUUAGUACUUCUUAUUUAAACUACUUAAUGGAAUUGCUUGUUAGAAAACAAGACAUUUAACAAUGAAACGCGUGGAAGGCACAGCUUUACCAAAGUUUGUUCAGAGGGAUAAAGAAAUGAGGGAUGGAGAAGAAAACUGUAGAUUGAGCAAAGUAACAUUAUCUUCCCAUAUUCUUCCUGCAUACGCUUGGACAGUGAUAGCAGAAUAUGAUAGAUGAAAUCACGCAUAGGUACAGUACUGUAGCGGUUAGAUAGGAGGAAAAGCAUAUAAGUAUCUCGACUCCUGUUUCGAAUAACUGACACCGACGACCAUAGAACUUUUUUGUUCAUCUUUAUUUAUAUGUAGCUCAUCACGGUACGAAUCGUUACUUGUGUGGUUUUCUUAUGCUAAUACACAGAUGUGUGUAUGUGAAAGUAUGCACCAAUUAAACCGAUUAAAAUAUUUUGAAAAACGGUGACAAAUGGAAAAGUUAUCACGCUGAGUAAGAGAUAGUUUUAGUUAGAUAUGAGUUUCUUAUUUAAUUUAAAUGUUGACUCUGCAGAGUGUACUUAUGGAUGAAAAAUGGCUGGUUAUACUUAACACACUCCCGCAGUAUGGUAAAAUAUUGGAGCGUGUGCUAACCCAACAUUCGGCCGUGACUGCUAGUAAGUGAAAGAGCAUAAUAAGAGAACGAAAGUUGCAAACACUAUGUAAAAUGGUGCAAGAGAAGUAGGUUGUCCAAACAUAUUGCCAUUUAUGAAAUAGAUUUGAUUAGAAAACAAACGAGUGUGUUCCUUCUAAGUCAAAAAUAAAAUCUGUGCGUGGUUGGUGAAUACGUUAA
Anopheles funestus (African malaria mosquito) is the source of this 2418-nucleotide messenger RNA. It is a transcript of the gene Sms, whose product is annotated as spermine synthase. Gene Ontology annotation, molecular function: spermine synthase activity. The transcript is spliced from 5 exons. Bases 289 to 1416 code for a protein of 375 amino acids. Gene Ontology annotation, biological process: spermine biosynthetic process. NCBI's taxonomy places the organism in Eukaryota, Metazoa, Arthropoda, Insecta, Diptera, Culicidae. The record is from RefSeq and is a predicted model, not a curated record.